This is a messenger RNA of Aegilops tauschii subsp. strangulata, 1637 nucleotides long. RefSeq lists its product as uncharacterized. The record is from RefSeq and is a predicted model, not a curated record. Lineage: Eukaryota; Viridiplantae; Streptophyta; Magnoliopsida; Poales; Poaceae.
CAAGGUAGAGGAGGAAGAGCGUGGCGGCGGUCUUGGCGAGGCUGGCGACGCAGAAGUUGUCGACGUAGCAGAAGACGUCCCACAUCGGGCCGCAGGCCGUGCUGCCAUGCCAUGGCCGGCGAGGAGAGGAGAGGUUGGCGGUCAGUAGAAGAAGGGGAAACUCAAUGAAUGAAUGAAUGAAUGAAUGUAGAAGUAGGUAAUGACCUGCAUGCCUUGCCGGAGAGGAAGUCGAUGGGCUUGGAGAGGAGGUCGGCGAGGACCUUGGUGAAGCCCGACACCAGCGACUCCAACACGUUCCCCAUUUGCUGCCUGAUUCUUCUUCUUCUUCUUCUUCUUCUUCAGUCCGUCCCUGGCAUCCGCAUCCACGCCGCCGACCAAUCUGGACCUGGAGUCCUGGACUGGAGGAUGCGCGUGUGUGGUUUUGCUGCCGGCCGGAGUUGUGUCUCGCCGGAGAGGGAGAGAGAGAGGGCGCUAACCGCACCACGUCCUCUGUCUUGCCUUUUUUUUUCUUCUUCUUCUCAAAACAGAGCCGAGCAGAGCAGUUUUGAACCGCACCGCAUUCUAAGUUAAGUUUGUAACCGACGCGCCUGUCCCGAUUCGUAUCCCCAAUCCGCCGCCUGACCGAGCGCCAGGAAGGAUCCGACCGACCAUGGCCUCCAAGACCGAGUGCGAGUGCGAGUGCGAGUGCGGCGGCGACAUCUCCGCCUCCCAGGAGGACGCCCUCGCCGCCUCCCCAUUCCUCGGCGCCGCCCCUCUCGAUCUGUCCCAGCAGCAGCGGGAGGAGGAGGAGGUGGAGGACAUGGUCACCAUGUGUACCCUCCCCUCCACGCCUUCCCGUUCGCCGUCGCCCGCGCCUCCCCCAGACCCCUUCCUGGGCGCCGACGACAACGACGAGGAGGUCUUGUCCGAUCUCCCCCAGCAGCAGCAGCAGCAGGAGGAGGAGGAGGACGCCGUCACCAUGUGCACCCUCCCCUCCACCCCUUCCCCCACCAGGUCGCCGUCGCCACCGCCUCCUUCCCCGCAACCUCGCCGGAAGCCGAGGGUGUGCGUCAGGAAGGUCAGGGUCAGGGGCGCCAAGAUCCGCACCCCGACACCCAGCCCCGACCUACCGCCGGCAGUGGAGCCACAGCCACAGCCAGCCCAACCGACAGCGCCGGAGCAAGCAGAGCAGCAGCCCCAUGCGGAUGCGGAUCCCCUCUACAGGGCGGUGCAAAUGGUGGGCGCCCUCACCGACGCCACCGCCACAGCCAGGAGCAGCAGCAGCAGCAAUGAGAAUGCCGUCGAGGACUUGCUCGCGCUCGCCCGCCGUCGCGGCCUCCUCUAGCCACCCACCAGCCAGGAGGAGCAAUGAGGAUGGAUGCCGCCAGGUCAGUCAGUCAGGUACACAACAAUGGAGAUGGAUGCACUGACAAGAAGGAACACCUGCUGGUGCUUGGCCAUGGCAUUCAGUCAGUCAUGCCUAGGAUUAGAUUGGAUUAGAUUAGAUUACAGCAACUCAGACGCUCUCUUGUCUUCCAUGUCUGUUUUCUUCCUAAAAUCCAGUGCCUGGCUGAUGCUCCAUGUAAUGUACUCUCUCUCCGUCCCAUAAUGUAACAUGUUGUUUCACACUACUUCUUCAGACAAAUGCUACUUCUUCA